Molecule: messenger RNA, 231 nt
Organism: Penicillium manginii
Lineage: Eukaryota; Fungi; Ascomycota; Eurotiomycetes; Eurotiales; Aspergillaceae
Exons: 1
Coding region: 1-231 (76 amino acids)
Source: RefSeq, a predicted model, not a curated record
AUGAUUGCAGAAUCUCAAUCCAGCCAGCCGCACCACGAAGGCAUUAUGGAAAAGAUUUUUGAACAUCAUGGUCAACAUCACCAACAUGGUGAUGAGAAGAAGCAGGAAUUGCCGACAGAACCAAAACCGAAUAAGACGCACACGGAAAGUGAGAAAGAUAAAUAUCUGAACUGGUAUCACAAGGAAGAAGAAGAGGAGGAAGAAGGAGAUACGUAUGGCGGUCUGAUGUAG